CUCGGCAGCUGGUCACACAGACCGCCAAAAUGUCGUUGACUUCGCAAUUUGUUGCGAAUUUAAAACGCUUUCGCCUGGUGACCUUCGACGUAACGGACACACUGCUCCACCUGCAGGAUCCCCUCCAGCAAUACCACCAAACUGCUGAGCAGCUCGGGGUCACCGGAGUGGAUCGCCGUAAGUUGGAGCAAUGUUUUCGCCAACAAUUCAAGGCGAUGAGCCAGGAACAUCCGAACUUUGGACGCUUCUCGCCGGCAAUGGACUGGCAACAGUGGUGGCUUCACUUGGUGAACCGAACCUUUUGCUGUGUGGACCAGGGAUUGCCGCCUGAGAAGCUCGAGAGGAUUGGCCACCGGCUGGUUGCCCUUUUCCGAACAAGUGCCUGCUGGAGCAACGUAGAUGGCGCCCAGGAAUUGGUGCAGUGCGUCCGAGAUGCCGGCAAAAGUGUGGGGAUCAUCUCCAACUUUGAUCCUUCCCUGCCGAAAGUGCUCGAUUCGAUGGGAUUUGCUGGGAAAUUCGAUUUCAUUCUCACCUCCUACGAAGCGGGUGUUAUGAAACCAGACCCUGGAAUAUUUGAAAUCCCCUUGAAGAGAUUACAGAUCCCAGCGAACCAGGCCCUUCACAUUGGCAACAAGUUUAAUUUGGAUUACGAGGGAGCCAGAAAUUGCGGCUGGAGCGGAUUGCUGGUAGAUGGUGGUAGCACUCCCCACUCGUUUGCCACUUUAUUCGAUCUUCUGGAGGCCCUGAAAACCCGGGAGAUCCAAUGGUGAACCCCCCACUCAGAUACAGACAGAUCUUUGACUUAGCUCAUGGCUGUAGAUAUUUAUGUAGAUUUCUUUAUGGUUAAGAAACAUAACGGGAUUGUAUCAAUAAUUGAUAAAACUAGUGUUAUAAAACGUGCGUUGGCUUAGUCACAAUUCUACAAUUCUCUUGUGGGACAUUCGAAUGGAGGCCAUGGACGAACACAAACAAACUAAAGAAAAUAUAAUAUAUAUCCGAUCUGAACCCAGACAUAACUAGAUGAUGGGCAUAUCGAAUUCGGCACUUUUCUGAAGACUCAUUAAACUUAAUACUAAUCGAGUUUGUCAAAUUGUUAAGCGUAUCGAAAUUAUCCUGCUUAACCUAAGCUAAAUUGAAAUGUAAAUUGGCAAAAGUUGAAGACUAACACAAGUAUUUAAAGGCUAAGAUAUGUAAAUAGUAAUAACCAAAGAAUGUGAACUUUAUAAUUAUUGUAAGCGUUUACAGAAUGAUUAAGAGUUUCCUUAUUCAAAAUGUAUUUGAAUAAAAGGUAUUUUCAUAUUUGAAAAUUCUGAAAAUUCUCAACA
Drosophila ficusphila is the source of this 1325-nucleotide messenger RNA. Its product is annotated as rhythmically expressed gene 2 protein. NCBI's taxonomy places the organism in Eukaryota, Metazoa, Arthropoda, Insecta, Diptera, Drosophilidae. The record is from RefSeq and is a predicted model, not a curated record. The coding region runs from base 30 to 770 and encodes 246 amino acids. The transcript has a single exon.